This is a messenger RNA of Olea europaea var. sylvestris, 954 nucleotides long. RefSeq lists its product as uncharacterized. The record is from RefSeq and is a predicted model, not a curated record. Gene Ontology annotation, molecular function: nucleic acid binding; zinc ion binding. NCBI's taxonomy places the organism in Eukaryota, Viridiplantae, Streptophyta, Magnoliopsida, Lamiales, Oleaceae. The coding region runs from base 1 to 954 and encodes 317 amino acids. The transcript is spliced from 4 exons.
AUGAUUACUCGUGAUAUCGAUAUUGUAAAUGGUCUUAAAGGUUUUGAUCGUAAAUUUACUAACGGUGAACUUGUGAGUAAAAUGCUUAGGUUCUUAUCGGAGGAAUGGAGUCCAUUGAGGAUGUUGAUCGAGAAUACUAAGGAUGUAAAUAUAUAUCCUUUGGAAGAGCUCUACAGCACAUUAAUGACCUAUGAGCUAAACAAUGCCGAUGUUAAGGAGAAAAUGAGAAAAAGUCUUCAUAAUAAUAGAAGAUUCCAAAAGAAAGAAGAAAAAGGGGAAGAUAGGAACAAAAAGAUUGUUUGCUAUGAUUGUGACAAGUCGGGUCACCAGAGAACCGAGUGUCCAAACAAAAAGAAAAAUUUCAAGAAAAAGGUACUCCAAGCCACAUGGGAUGAUAGCGACGACAAAGAACCAAAUGGGAAUGAUAGUCAAGAUGAAGUGGAAAAUAUGUGCUUCAUGGUAAUUAAAGACAAGGUACCGAAGAAAAUAAAAAGUAAGUGGUUCUUGGAUAGUGGAUGCACAAAGCAUAUGACUGGAGACCGAUCAUUAUUAUCAAACUUUCAAGAGGAGGAUGGAGGCCAUGUGACCUUUGGAGAUAAUACCAAAGAUAAUUUGGGGAAAUUCGAAUCCAAAUCUGAUAUUGGAAUUUUCUUGGGAUAUUCAUCGACUAGCAAAGCAUAUAGAGUUUUUAACAAACGAACUCUAGUCGUUGAAGAAUCCAUGCAUGUUACUUCUGUUGAAACUAACUCAUCUGAUCGAGAGAAAGGUAGUGAUAACGAUGUAGGUUUGGAAGCUCCUUUCGAACAAAUGAAAAUUCAAGACCAAAAUAACGAGGCACCAAAUGGAGAAAUAGAAAAGUCAAAUGCUCAAGAAAAUGAAGAAAGACAAACCGGAGAACAAAGUGAUCCCUCGUUACCAAAAGAAUGGAGGUUUGUUCCAUCUCAUCCCAAAUAG